Molecule: messenger RNA, 687 nt
Organism: Exophiala oligosperma
Lineage: Eukaryota; Fungi; Ascomycota; Eurotiomycetes; Chaetothyriales; Herpotrichiellaceae
Exons: 3
Coding region: 1-687 (228 amino acids)
Source: RefSeq, a predicted model, not a curated record
AUGUCCAAAGUUCUUGAAGGUUCUGGCAUCCUCUACGUCAAUUCGAGAAUCGUGGAUAAGAAGCUGCUGCCAGAGUCUCUCUUUCACGAAUGGUAUAGUGGAGAGCACAUCCCAGAUGUAUUGAAGACUGGAGGAGCGCAGGCCGCGUUUCGCUACGAAAAGGCAGAGGUGGAUAAUUCAGCCGCAGACCGUCCAUAUCUAGCCGUCUACUUUAUACCACGGGCCGACUUCCUUGGGUCCAAAGAGUUCGAUGACAUCCCUGUCGUGAGUGAUCAACUGCCAGGCGAGAGCAAGAACAUAUUCGACCUAGCCGAGUUCGAUGUGCGGUUCUACAAUUAUAUAUCAAAGAAGGAGGGGAGCCAGUUGGAAAAUGGUCCGACAGGCUUCUUACGAACGAUGCAAUUCAAUGCUCCCUCGGAAGUUGCUGGAGACCCAAAGGGAAGGCUCCUAGAUUGGUAUACAUCGCAAAAUUGGGGGCAUGCUGCAGAAAGGAUUCGACUGUUUGAGAUGUUCUAUAACACCAUGAAUAAGCUAGCACAGGAGGAUAACCCUCUGUCACAACCUGCCAAGUUUUUGGCUCUGGAAGAAUACGCCACAAUCGACCAGCUGAAAGCAGCAAACAGCGAUACGCAAGGGGUGAUAUUUACCAUUACAAAAGAAUUCGGUGAUCGUGGGAUGAAUUUUUAG